AUGGUGUCACACAAUAACGUAUUGCCAAAUGUACACCUGCACAAAUGGUGGCAAAGGCAUGUAAGAGUAAAUUUCAGUAAGAACAUAAAAAAGAAGAAAAGAAGAUUGUUAAGGGAAAAGAGAAGAAAGGAAAAUGGAGGAACUCCCAUUGAAAAAUUGCACCCCAUAGUGCAGUGCCCAACUCAAAGGUACAAUUUCAGAUCAAGACUUGGAAGAGGAUUCACCCUUGAGGAAUUGAAGGGAGCCAAGUUAAAUCCCCUUGCAGCCCAAAGCAUAGGAAUCUGUGUUGACAAAAGGAGAAAAAAUAGAUGCGAAGAAACAUUAAAAAAAAACAUCGAGAGGUUGGAGAAAUAUAAGCAAUGCUUAGUUAUGAUCCCCUUGAAGAAUUCCAAAAUUAAAAACGGAAUUGGAGGAAUACCAGCGGACAGCAGCAAAGAUGUAGUUAAAGAAUUAAGAAAGAAGAAACAGUUACGUAGCAUAUUCAAGAAGGAAAGAAACACCAAGCCAUUCUAUGAGUCCAUAGAGGUAUCCAAGAUUGACAAAUCCUACUUGGCAUAUAAGACAUUACGUAGAGCUAAACUAACCGAAAGAAGAAAGAACAAACAACAACAGAGAAAAGACAUAAAGAGAAAGUCCAAGGAUAAUUGA
This is a messenger RNA of Plasmodium fragile, 648 nucleotides long. RefSeq lists its product as uncharacterized. Gene Ontology annotation, molecular function: structural constituent of ribosome; RNA binding. Gene Ontology annotation, biological process: translation. The coding region runs from base 1 to 648 and encodes 215 amino acids. Gene Ontology annotation, cellular component: cytosolic large ribosomal subunit; ribosome. The transcript is spliced from 2 exons. Lineage: Eukaryota; Apicomplexa; Aconoidasida; Haemosporida; Plasmodiidae. The record is from RefSeq and is a predicted model, not a curated record.